Molecule: messenger RNA, 318 nt
Organism: Didymella exigua CBS 183.55
Lineage: Eukaryota; Fungi; Ascomycota; Dothideomycetes; Pleosporales; Didymellaceae
Exons: 3
Coding region: 1-318 (105 amino acids)
Biological process (GO): respiratory electron transport chain
Cellular component (GO): mitochondrion
Source: RefSeq, a predicted model, not a curated record
AUGGCAGCGACAAGCGCCCCACUGCGCCACCAGGUAAUCCGGAUAUACAAAGACCUGCUCUACCUCUCACGAGACUAUCCUCAAGGCUACGCCUGGGCCCGAUCACGCCUGCACAAAGCCUUCUCAGCGCAAGCGCACCUGCAGGACGAAGAGACGAUCAAGAACGGCAUCCGGCGCGCCGAGUUCGUGAAGAAAGUGCAGGGUAGGAACUAUGUACAAAAAUGGCUACAACAGGGCCGUGGGACCGGGGAUAUCACUGAAAUGAACGAGAACAAGAACGAGAACGAGAACGAGAACGAGAACGAGAACGAGAACUAG